Coregonus sp. 'balchen' is the source of this 12605-nucleotide messenger RNA. Lineage: Eukaryota; Metazoa; Chordata; Actinopteri; Salmoniformes; Salmonidae. The record is from the annotation of a GenBank genome assembly.
AUGGGCUGGAUGAACCGAGAAGUGGGCGGAAACAGUCGUGAGAUUAAAAAGCCUUGUCGGGAUGCAUUUCGUUCCACCUUCCACACACUCACGAUCUGGUUUCCCCUCGACAAUCUCUGCGGCUUUGAUGAAAGCAGUGGGUCAAACAACGGCUUUAACACUGGAGCUGUGAAAAACGAAAACGGGGUAAAUUAAAACUAGUUUGUCGAUAGUUACUUUGGCUUGACGUCCUUUUUACUCGGAGUUUAUCGAAUUUAAUGCUUCUGUCGAUGGCUCGACAGCAUUAACUAGCUAUCUGGCUAGCCAAAUCGUUUAAUUGGCAUUCAUUGUUUUAAAAUGCCAUUUCCAUAUUGCUUUACGCUUAGAUUGUUUAGUCGGUUGACUCAGUUGGUAAUUAAUUUGAGGAUAUUGGUGCGAUUGAUUAACUAACUAGCUAGAUUAGUUAACUGCAAAUUCAUGCUGCUAUGCAGUGUUCUCACGCAAAGUGUUUGCUUCUAGUAGCGCAGUGUGGGUUCAGUAAACGUGGUUGGACAACGGGCCAUGUUGCGUUAUGUGAAUUGGGUGAACUAUUUUGAAAUGUAAUAUUACAGCUACUCCUUAAAGUUACAUUCUUCCAAUGUUUAAUGUCUAGCUUGAUAUAGGCCUAACUAGGCUAUUGUUGUCAAAUAUUCCCGAUUGUUGUCUGUUUAUACAAUUCAUUUCUUUUUCACCACAGUGCUCCCGUCGGGUUGAAAGCGCCGCAUCAUCUUGACCAGACAGCACAGCGAUAAUUUGCUUCAUUCUCUAAAAUAAACAUUUUGUUUUGGGAGAGUGUAAUUUGAUACUACAUAAACGCUGCAGCCGCCAUCAGUCCCUCAUAAUCAAAUUUAAUCAAAGCAAAAUGGUGCAAAAUAUGAUCAGCGAAGUCACUGGAUUCCAUAGCUCUUUCAAGGUGAAUGAGUGUUUCUAUUAGAUUGCAUUGGUUACAAGAUGACGAAGUGAGACCAGGCUCCAUCUUGCAAUAUUUAACUACAUCUGUCUUCACACUUGGGUGACAAACGUGUGUCCUUGCUACCAAUGUUUACAGUUCACACAUGCAGAUAUGGAUAAUGACAGACUAAUUGAGUUUCCCAGGGAAAAUGUUAAAUUGGCCUACUUGGACAAUGUUUUUAAAUGGCACAACAUCACAUAUUGGUUCAGAUGUUAUUGUAUAUGUGAAGCCUGUGUACAAGUGGGCAGUGUACAGAAUUGUUCACUGGAUACAGUAUCAGCUGUGAAAUUCUUGAAACUUGACUCAAUAUUGAAAUGGAUGAGGCCAUGGCCAGUGUAGCUAAUGGUUUGAUAAUUUUAUCAUAAAUUGUGUGGGUAAUUUUGAACAAUGCUUAACUUUUUAGUUUAAAUUCACCCAUUUGUUCUGUUCAUCUAGGGCCAAAAUCCCUUUGAGACUGAUGAAUUCACAAAAAAUGGAUCCCUCCUUGAUUCCGACUUCAAUUUUGAGUCGUCUAAUAGACAUGGUAAGUGUAUUCAUUUGUUUGUACUGAACCCUUGACUAGAAGUUCUCAUCUUACUCCAAUAGGUCAAUAUCGGCAUCCUGGGACACAAACUCUGUAGUACAUUUACAUUUACAUUUUAGUCAUUUAGCAGACGCUCUUAUCCAGAGCGACUUACAGUUAGUGAAUACAUAUAUUAUUUUAUUUUUUUUAUACUGGCCCCCCGUGGGAAUCGAACCCACAACCCUGGCGUUGCAAACGCCAUGCUCUAUCAACUGAGCUACAUCCCUGCCGGCCAUUCCCUCCCCUACCCUGGACGACGCUUGGCCAAUUGUGCGCCGCCCAUGAGUAGCAUUUCCUAUGUUAAGUAGCACCCUGUAAUUCUAAAUUAUUCUUACAGAUUUUUAUGAUUGUGUAGAUAUUCCCUCCAGCCAGCCUAUUGACAUCCCUGAUGCCAAGAAGAGAAAUAAGAAGAAAAAGCGUUGCAGGGCAACUGACAGCUUCUCUGGUCGAUUUGAGGGUGAGUAAUUUUCUUCUCAUGUAAAGGACAGAUUCUGUAGAUUAUAGUACAAAAUCAAGCAAUUUUUUUCUACAGUUUACAUUUUUUGUACAUUUGUCCUACCAGAUGUCUACAGGCUGCAGGCAGAGGUUCUUGGAGAGGGGGCAUAUGCAAGAGUGCAGAGCUGCAUCAACCUCAUCACCAAUAAAGAAUAUGCUGUGAAGGUAAGAUGUUUCUCAUGCUGCACGAGUUCUUUGAAAAGGAACCCCAAUAUCAUUGAGUGCCUGAAUGUUUGAGUGGUUUGUAUAGAAUUUGGGAACGUGACCAUUUUUCUAGGAAAGGUUAUUGAAGGCUCUCCCAGGAUAUUGCCAACUUCAGAGGAUAGUGUCUGAAGUGUGCGUCACUCCUGACAUGGGCCUGUGACUGCUAUCAUUUCACAUCGCACUUCUUUGCUGUCUGGGCCUUGGGUUGCGAUCGAUAUGGGAAUGUUACAUUGCAAAAGACUGCACAUGGUUAUCUGAUCAUUAGCCACAAGCUGUGAAUUGUGCACGUGAAGGAAUUGCUCUGGAAAUGUAGCCCCUUAAUUCAUUUCAUGUUUUUUUUUUUUAUGGAAGACCCUAUAGAUGCACUAUAUCAAUGAGUCUCUUGGACACAGUCUUCUCUGGCAUCUACAUUUGUGGACUGUAACCUUGUUUGGGACAUUCCAAGACAGAAUUGAUCAUUUUUGUUAUUUUUAACUGAUGUCUGAGGCUCUGCCAGUGUUGUGCUGCUGUUGUAGUUUUUAUGGGCACUGGGUACCUAGCUACUGCUAGCACAGAAACAUUACUGUGUUUUUCUGGCUCUGCCAGCCAAUAAGACACCCCCCCCCUCUUUGCUCUCAUUCGUCAGCCAGGCUCCUAGUGGCAGGAGGUGUGCUGGCAGCUGUACCAAAACAUAAACCUGGGUAAGGGUUGUGACCUGGUGUGUUCACUUUUUUUUUUUGUUCCUCUAGCGCCACAGUUUUUUUUUCUACAAAAUGGGGCGUGGAUUGAAAAACAGUCGUUGGAUUCCUGUGGCUUCUUGCCUCUUUCUCUCUCCCUUUGCCAUGAGAUGUUGUGCAAUUUGGUCUGGUUUUCAUUUUUGCAGAAGUGUUGUAAGAUUUAGUUAGUUCCAUAUUUUGUAUGGAUUCUUUGACUGCUGUAAGACUACUUUUGCAUCCAGUAUAUUAAUGGUAUUUGUUCCCGUUAAAUCUUUCUAGUAAUAGAGUUGUUUACUGAAAAGAGGGGUCCUAUGGGGGGGGGGGCGGGGGUUGUGGGAGAACCAGUGUCUGAAGGUCAGUUGUGGCUCUGAAGGGGCUCAGACCGCCCACACCAGAUGUCCUCGUCAACUACCCCUCCCCCUCCCGAUGUCUGGAAGGGGGGCGGGGACUCUAGUGUUGCAAUCCGAACAAAAGCCAGAGCUGCAGGAAAACAAACUGAAGGGGCCGGUCUCCUAUCUGCUUACCUUCUUCCCUGCCUGGCUAGCUUCAUCCUGGGGCCCAGCACACUGAGUGCUCCUGGGCUGUCUAGGCAUUCACAUGUCUGGGUUUAUUUACAGACCUGCAGUAUGAUUCAAUAGGGCCAUCCUGAAGCCAGGCUGCAGGGAUUUAUAGCCCCUGGAGGUGCUGGGUGACUGUCUCUGAGAGGACAGUAAAAUCCCCACAGCCCUCCAUGGGGACAAAAGGGGCUCACCCCCAUGUGUUGGCUAUCCAUUUAGCCAUCUAUCAAUUCUCCCAUUUAUUAGUUAAUCAAUACUAGUGUCUGCUACUUGGAGGCUACUCAUUGGAGGUUGUGUUCAGGAGAAAGUAACAGGUUUUUGUGCUGACUGUUUAGAAUAUUGCUUAAGCUUUGGACAACGCAGGCCUCUAAUCCUAUAAACAUUGUGCUCUGACCCGGUGGGUUUCAAUGGCAUCCCUAAUCCAGCUAGCAGGAAGAGCGUCACGUACACCCUCAGACAAUGAGAAGAGGGGGCAGCUGGAAAAAUGGAGGCGUUUGCUUUUAGUGUCAGCAGUCUCUUUUGGCUUUGCAACAAGCUAGGCUGCCAAGCAGCGGCCCACAACAGUACUACAGCUAAAUUUAGUCUCCACUCUGUUGUUGAUGCAACUGGGAACUGGUUGCCUGUGGGGGCUGGAAUGAAACCUUUUGAUUUCAUGGAGCAAGCCUUGAAGAUUGGAAUAUAGGUUACACACGUAUACUAUAUUUAGAGGUGUGAUGCUUAACCUAUUGGCUGUCUGGGUGGGUAGGCACUAGGCAAACCUCAGAAGUAUGUUAACCCUUCAUCCUAACUGUGCCUAAAGUGGUAAAGGUUGGAAGGUGGGGCUAAGGGCACAUGGUUAUUUCCAUUCCGUGCACAGUAUAGUAUGAUGCAUACAUGGUGUUUGGAACCCCAUCCCCUAACCCAGACUCCUCCAUUCCAGAUCAUUGAGAAGAGACCAGGUCACAGCCGCAGUCGCGUUUUCAGGGAGGUGGAGAUGCUGUACCAGUGCCAGGGUCACAGGUAAGAUUACUGCCUAUAUGUCCAACCACAUGGCUGACUUGUGACACUUUUUAGUAGAAAGCAGUGCACCUUACUUCACCAGAUGCUCUUGGCACUUAAUGAGUAAUGCUCUGAGAUGUUUUUCCAGUUAUUCAAUACAUAUUUCCAGACUGACAGCUGUUUUAGUAAUGGUUGUAAUCGUAUGACCACAUAAUGACCGUGUCCUGUUUCCUUCACUGCAGAAACAUCCUGGAGCUGGUGGAAUUCUUUGAGGAGGAAGACAAGUUUUACUUGGUGUUUGAAAUGCUAAGAGGAGGUGAGUGCUUCUAACCAUGCUUAAAUGCUCUGAACACUCACACCCAGUCUCGGGGGGGGGGGGGGGGGGGGGGGGGCGCGCUGCGCUAAUGGAAAGCUAUAGUAAAAUGCACCAUUUCCUCUUGCAUGCGUCUCAUAUUGAAUUGGUCGGUGUAGCUUAAUACAGGCACUUUUUAUACAAGCCAAUGUAAUUGGGUUGAGCAGAGUAAUAAGAGUCUUGUUGACCCGCAGGUUCGGUCCUGGCUCACAUCCACAGGAGACAACACUUUAGCGAGCAGGAAGCCUGCGUUGUGGUGCAGGACAUCGCCAGCGCUCUGGAUUUCCUGCAUAACAAAGGUAAGCCUCCUCCAGCAGGGUCGAGCCAUAGCCCAGGGCACGCCUUCCAGGCCAAGGGGGAGGAUGGGGUUUUAACGUGGAUACUGGGAAUGGCAUGGCAAUGGGCGCUGGCAUCUGGAGAUGGGCUGGCGCGUCUCACAAGGGCAUUGCAACUAUCUGAUCUGGUUUCAGCAGAUUGUUGGAAGGCUCGGCCAACUGUACGCCUGGGUAUAAUAAAUGGGCUUAUGGUCUCGCGUGUUGCCUCCACACCUGGGCUGUUGGGUCAAAGGUUAGCCAUAGACGCCCUGUGAUCCCUAGCAGUAGCCCAUGCUGGUCAGUUGCCACAUGCCAAAAUCCCCCCACCCCUACUGUUUAAUUCACCAUGCCUCAGAAUGACGCCUCUUUUCCUUUUUUUAAAGGAAUGGCACAUAGAGAUCUGAAGCCAGAAAACAUCUUGUGUGAGCAUGUGGACAAGGUAAGUUUCCAUUGACGGGUGUCUGAUAUCUUUAGUCACUGGCCCAAGGGCACUCUAAUCUGAAGUUAAGUAUGAUUGCCAAUAAAUCGCCUUCCCCUAAAGUGCUAUCAUACCCAAUGAAAGGCAUAAACGACAACCUACACCCUGAACUUUGGUCACAAAUCUAUUGAGCGGCAUCAGAAGAAAGGAUGUUUUUGUAACCUCUAAAACGUGCCUUUCUCCCUUCCUCUGUAGAUCUCUCCUGUGAAGAUCUGUGACUUUGACCUGGGCAGUGGGAUCAAGCUGAACAGCGACAGCUCACCCAUCUCCACCCCAGAACUCCUCACUCCGGUCAGUCCGUAUACUACACUGUUGCGCCAGUCCAGUUCACCUUGACUCAUUUUGACUGCAUGAAUAAAUAAUCUUGUGGAAAUGCUAUGGGAGAAAUUCUAUGGAAGGCAGUAGGGAUCUGCAUCGUUCCUUUUGAAGACUAUUUGAUACGUAUCUAAAUAAAUGGGUUAAAACGAUACAUUUUAGUUUGAAACGAUUCGGUGCGUUUCAGUUUGAUUAGAGAAUGAAUGGAUGCGAUUUGUAACAUUUGUUGCAUAAACGCAUUCAUUUUCUAUUCUAAGUUCAAAUCUGUUGAUGGAGCUCAUUAGCUGGAUCUGUCUGAGCUGACUUCUGUGUGGGUGUAAAUUAUGUAUGUCUAUGGCGUAUACUCUGUAGGCACCUGAUCUGAGCCAUAAGGGAGACUGGGCAUCUACCACCCCACUACCACUAUAAAUUAGGGGGGGCAGUGUAGCCUAUGUUUUGUCCCCCUACUUUGGUUCUGAAAUUACAAUCACACACUAACUUGUCAUUUUUGCAGAUUAAGUGUUUGAGCUAGUAAUGUAUCAAUAUUUACAAAUUAGCUAUGACAUAGCAUAAAUAGAUAUAGCGCACAACUUUGGAUUUCACCGCAUCUCAAAAUCGAAUGGUUUUGACCGUUUGGAAGUUUUUGUUGGGUUUCUUUUCUCCGCCCGCUUUGGCCAUGUAGUGCACCUCGCAAAAGUGAUUCCUUGUUAUGAAAUUAUCAACAUUACAUGUGUAUAUCUAAAAAUGACCAUAUACACUGAUUGCUUAAAGCAAAACUAUUGCUGAUGGGGAACCUGAACAAUCGAAAUAACAUCUAUUGUAAGUCCGAAGGUAUAGCCAUGAUCAUUUGACUGAAUCGGCGAUUCGUAGCGUUUGAAUAUUUUUUUUUCUGACUGAUUCAUGUUACAUUUGGAUCGGUUUGGGGUCUGCGGACCGAUGCAGUCAUAUCUUAAACAUUUGAAUCGGGGACUGAUGCGUAUUGGUGAAUUGUUACGUCCCUAGAAGGCAGAUGUGCUGUGAUUAUAGGACGUGGCACAAAGCCCCAGUGAGGUUAAUCGGUCACAUGCCCUGCCGCUGGCUGUUUACAUGGGGCAGGUGGAUAAUAUGCAGGGUGGUUUUACAAUGCCACUCCCCAGUUAAAUGGGCUGGCCUGUAUGGUAUUGGACAAGAUCAGGUGGUGUCAUCUGGGGAUUGACUCUCAAGCAGUGUGUGUGUACCCCGCCCUUGGCGCGCUCUCCUAUCUGGCAGCUCCUAGGCUUAGAUAUCUGGAUUGCUCCUGUCAACUCCACUCAAAUUCCCAGAAGUCUAAUGUCCACAUCCUGCUACUUAUCAGUGGAAAUAGUGAGGCACAUGGGGUUAAACCAUCAUAACCCCAAGUUUCGUCAAACACAACUCUUUGAACCCUGAAUGGCACAGUUAUUGGAAUGGUUCAAAUGUAAAGGAAACCCAUCCCAUUCUUUGCGCCUCAUCCCAUAGCUGUCAGAGGAAGGGAGAUGGGUGUGAGCAGGUGAAGCUGAUCGCCCGUCCAGGCUAGCUAGAGGGGGAAUGUGGAGAAAUGUAGGGGGUGGUGGAUUUUGCAUUGUAACCUGACCUAGCUUUAGCAGCCUGUUGGCGGGCCAGCUCUGCCCUGGCCUGUUGGUUGAUUAGUUGUGGGACCAGGGCUCUCACGUGUUUAGUCUGGUGGGAUGGGGGGGUCACACUCGCACAUUUGGCCGACUGGGUGGCGUGAGUGUUCUCCCCCUCUAUGAUCAUGGGUCUCUGCUCUCUCCCUCACCUUGCCUGCAUCCCCCUCUGGUUUCAACAAUGGCCUGGUCUUUAUCUGAGAGUGCCCUGGGUCGGGUCAGACUUGUUUUGAAUAAAGGUAUUUUGUCAUUCCUGUGGAAAGAACUAGAUGUAAUAUCCUUGAGUAGGAUUAAGGCUACAGGGAACAGAUUGCACAGACAGCGAGGCCAAGCCAUGGUAUGUGGAAGUGGUUGAAUGAGAACCUUAUUUUCCUUGGAACGGUAAUUGGAACGAAACAAUGUUUUCCUUCACUGAUCCUCUGCUACAAUCCUCUUGUAUCACUUGUGCUGUAACAUGCAGAAACAGAAAUAGCAUUGCCACCCACCCUCCAGUCUCUUCCCGCACUGUAAUCACCACCCACUUUCUCUCACCACAUUUGUGCAAGCCUGCAUUUCUCUUUGUAUUCAUGAAACAAAAGCCCCAUGUCUGAAGCUUGUUCUAUAGAAAUUGAGUCUUGCCCUUGUACCUAGCAACUGUGCUUUGAUUGGCUGAGCCAGUGGGAGGGGGAGUGGGGGGAGUGGCGUGUGUACCCAGCGCUCUCCCUUGUUUUUCUUUGGCCUCAUCACAGGGACAAUAUUUUCUGAUUUAUUUCUCUCCCUCCCCCUCUUUUAAAUUGUUUUUCCCCCUUUACCCACAUGCCUGCACUUAGGCCAUGUUAUUCCCCAAUGUAUUUACAGAUUUUCAUGUGCUUGAGUAAAUAGAAUUUGAUAAAAGCAAGCGUGGGCAAUUUGUUUAACUGUACUUGUAGAGGUUGAAAGUCUUCAGGUGGAGAGGGGUGUGAAUUUCAGGGACUAGCUGGUCUCUUUUCUGAGAAUCAUGUUCAAGUGGUUUCCUGAGAACUGAGUGGUGAAAGCAGAUCUGCAUGGGGCUGUGUGCAGCAGUACGAGACCACACACAGGCCUGUGCUGCGCCUUAAGGGGAAUUCACAGAGUUGUCAGAGGUUUGUCAGGCACUUUUGUGCAACUGAGGCGCUGAUGAAAGACCAACUCCUCUUUCUGUAAGCUGUCCUCAAACAACAGCUGUGUUGUCAUAUGAUGACUGUAUGGGCUGACUGGUCACAUGGUUAGGAAAGUCCCAGGUUGACUUCACCAACAAAUCCUCAUACGUCCGCUGAUUAACCACUAUCUGUGUCACAGCAGGAUGGAUUGAGGCUGAGACUGAUGCAAGUCUUCAGUACUAUUGCCUUAUGCAAGUCCAGUAGUAUUGACUGAUGCAAGUCUACAGUAGUAUUGCACCAGCAGGGUUAUGUUUAUCUACUCUAGAAAGUCAAAUCUGCUGUACAAGUAUCAGUAGAACUGAGCUCUCUCAUCCUACCCCCUUUAGCAACCCCACACCCUUAUCAGUGCCUUGAGCAGUCAGUCUAGCCAGCCUAUCUCUGGCUGCUGGGUUUAGCCAUGUUUUUGAAGGGAGCUCUGAAACAUGAGUACUCUUUUGAUGAUCAUAAUCCCAUUACUCCUCUGAAGCACCUUGGUGUACAGAAAUAUAUUUUGUUCCAUGAUGCUGUUUUAGCUGGCAGUGUUGCAGUUUCUCUUGGGUGUUGCAUGAGAGAGGGUUGGAGUUGACCUGAAUCUGGGAGUGUUGUUGAGGAAGGCAACCAGCUGUGUUGGGGCGCGCUGGCCAACAGACUAGGCUUUGUCUGCUCUGAGUCCUGCACUGCGAAAUUGCAUUGCAUAAGGGUGCAGUGGGACGGAGCUGGGGUGACAGCUGGACCAGGGCUCACAAUAGAGGCUAGCUGUGUGCAAACAGACUGCUCUCCAGCCUCUCCUUGGAUAGAGGAAUGGGAUUUGCAGCAGACUCUCUCAUUGUUUGGGUUUUAUGGACAUUUGGUUUACCAGAGGUUAUCUAGAGCACCUUUCAUGAUAAAGCUAGCUAGCCAAUCAGGAUUGUUUAAAGGGUGUCCUUGAUACCUCUGCUGACCUGGGUUUAGUUUCUAUGGUCUGGUCAAUCUAACCCCACAGAUUCCUCAAUCAUGUUUGUUGAUUAUUGUAAUCUUUACGCCAUUUUCACGAUAUCCAAUUGGUAGUUUUGACCUCGUCUCAUCGCUGCAACUCUCAACGUGCUCAGGAGAGGCGAAGGUCGAGACAUGCGUCCUCCGAAACAUGACCCGCCAAGCUGUGCUAGUAUUGAAACACCAUUGGGUGUUUUUGUUUGCCGGAGUUAUGCAACUGUGCUGGGCUUUCUUAGACUGACCCACUGACAAUCCUCUUUUCUUAGCUCAGUGUUUGGCCUAGUGUUACAUCCGACAGUCACGCUGAGCCUGUAGCCGAUCCACAGUGGGUUUUGAGCAGAGUGCUAAGAGCAGGCUGUGUGAGUCACACAGGCCCCACUCAUCACUGCCCUCACCUCCCUGCCCACUGCACAUUAUGUUCUCCAUGCCUUGUUAUGUUUUCUACAGAGAUGUUUUGGAAAGCAGAGGCACUUAAAGGAAUCCAUCAGUGUGGAUAAUCCCCCCUCCUCCUGAGCCCCUCUGCUGUACUAGUUUAGUUUAGCCCAGAGCUGCUGUCUACCAUGUGACUCUCAUACAACAGAGUCUCAGACAGGCUUAUUAUUCUGUGCAGGCACAUGAGGCAUCAGCUGAAUGGAGAGUAAUGCAGUUUUUCUUCUUCUUUUUUUUUACCAAAAACUUGUUCACAGAUAUUGGACAGCAUAGACUUGUUUUUCCUUUUCACUGUUGUACCCACAUAUUACAUUCAGCUCUGAUUUUAUAUAGCUGCAGCAGUAGCCUCAGGUGGGAGUUGUUGACUGUUCCCAGCCCAGAGCUAACUAACCCUGCGAUCUGUCUGUUUCCUGCAGUGUGGCUCGGCAGAGUACAUGGCCCCUGAGGUGGUGGAGGCCUUCAGUGAGGAGGCCACCAACUAUGACAAGCGCUGUGACCUGUGGAGCCUGGGGGUCAUCCUUUAUAUCCUGCUGAGUGGCUACCCGCCCUUCGUGGGCCGCUGCGGCAGCGACUGUGGCUGGGAUAUGGGAGAACCAUGCCACACAUGCCAGGUAAGAAAGGAAACCAAGGCCACCUCCGGCUGCGUCAGAUUCUCGCUCGAGCUUUCUCUCCCUUUUGUUUAUCAUGUGCGCUCCUGAAACGGUAUCCUGUUUGUUUAGUAGGUAGUAUAGUAGUCCUAGAUGCACGUUUACAUAGGGCACCUGUGGCUUGCACACAAUUGUGAAAUUCAAGCCAUACGUUUCUUCAAGUUCCUUACUAUGUGAUGGUAAAGAAAGCGCUUAUUUAUUCUCCAGAACACGUUGUUCGAGAGUAUCCAGGAAGGGAAGUAUGAGUUUCCUGAGAAGGACUGGGCUCACAUCUCCUCAAGUGCCAAAGACCUGAUUUCCAAACUGCUUGUUCGUGACGCCAAGAACCGCCUGAGUGCUGGCCAGGUUCUGCAGCACCCUUGGGUGCAGGGGGUAAGUCUCGCGCUCUCUCGCUCUUGGGUAGAAUGGGUGGGGGUUGUUUUUGUCUACCCACCUGUUAAAACAGGUCUCUCUGCUUUUUGUUUUUUUAGGGUUUCUCUGACACUCUGCCAACAUCCAUCCUACAUCAAAGGUGAGUUCAUCUUUCAGAGUUCCUGAGGGAUAUGGGGUAUGUUAUUUAUUCUAGUGUAUCCUGAUCAGCUCAUUAUAGGAAAGUACAACUAUUGAAAAUGGAGUGUCACCACCUGCAUUGUUAAUGUUUUUGUUUGGUCUCCUCCUACCCUAUCAGAAACAGUGCCAAGGACUUGACGUUCUUUGCUGGCAAGGCGGUGGCCAUGAACCGGCAGCUGGCUGAGCAGGCAGUGAUGGAGGAGAAGCAGCAGCUUGACGAGGCUCCCUUGGUCAUCACAGCCAGCUCCACCUCCAUGCGCCUCUACCCUCCAUCCAACUCAAAGCUGGCCAAGCGCAGGCAGAGGGGCAGCCUCUUGAAGACUGAGCCCGUCUCUGCCGCCGAACUCUGCCAGCUCCUCACCCCCCUUGUCAUCACGUCAUCAUGUGCCUAAACCACCAUCUUUGACACCUCCCCCCAACACCGAUUCUGAUCUCUAGACGACCGCUCAGCCUGGCCUCUCUGCCACUACCUGGCCGCAGCUCCUCAGCCACACUGACUGACUGCAGGCAUGACCCCCUCUUUAACAGGAGACUGCUGCCAUGCCUGCUGUCUGUUUCCUAACUGCCUUCUGCCCCACAGCAGCACUUGUAAAGCACAUCAGCCGGGCCUGCAUACACACGCACAUCCAGGCUGACGGGCUGCUGGGCCUGCUAGGGACUGGGAGGUCGAUGGGAUUGGAGGCCUCAAGCUAAGGCAGAAAAUUUGAACCAAGCUCAGACACCAAAGUACUACCUGUUGUGCUGCUUUCACGUUAUAACUAGAUCAACUGUGACUUAAGUUUACCUAGAAUGUUCUCUUUGCCUGUAUGUCUGUGUAUGCAUGAAUGCCUCAUCAGCAGAUACAUACAUGCUUAUGCAAUAGCCAAGAUGACGUGUGGAGGGAUUCAGUGUAGAGCAGGCUGGACGCGAAUGAUGUUAGUUCCUGGUGCAGUCCAUUGUUUGGCUGGGACUUUCAAAGCUUUCUGAUUAUUUUGUUUAUCUUAAUGGAUAAAUUCCUCUUCAACUACACUGACUCUGUAGAAGGUUUAAGCCCACAGUACAAAACCUUGUGGCUGUGCACUUGAGCCUCUAGUACCAGAGAACGUGUAUCUAUAACCAGCCCUUAUUACGCUGCAAUGUCUACCAAUGCAGUUUAAUAGAUUAAAUGAAUUAUGCCAAACUAGCACUGGCCAUGCAUCAUUCAACGUUCAUUCCUCCUGAAUUUCUACAAUGCAAUAGGGGUUGAAUUAAAUGUGUUUUUCCUGCCUCUGCAAGAGAGGCUUUAUGCACCAACUCAAAGUUCUUGGCACAUGUAACUAAUUUGAUACCAGAGGGGUAUACUACAAAUCAGGAUCAAUGAGUUAGCCAGCUA